AUGACACUCAUUCACGAAAAGCCAGACACCGAACACGCCUCCCUCCAACCCUCUGACGCACAGCCUUCGGAUCCUGGUGAAUCGAACACCAGCACCUACAGCCUCCUCGGCGCAACAGGUCAAGUCGGCGGCUCCGUCCUACAAUCCCUCCUCUCCCAGCAGCCCAUACCCAAAAUCAACGUUCUCGUCCGUUCCCGAAGCAAGUUGCAAGCCCAACUCAAGACCGCGCCCUACUCCAGGCUCGACACAUCCACCAUCACAAUCUUCGAAACCUCAUCUGGUGUCUCCGACAUCGACACUCUGUCAAAGUGCAUCCAGCGUACCGAAGCCGUCUUCCUCUGCGCCGCCGCAAGCACCAACAAGCCCGGCACGACCGUUGCGCAGGACCAGGCAAAGGCUGUUGUUGCUGCGUUGCGCUCGAUCCGAGAACAGGGGAGUCGGUCGAGCCCGACAAAGCUGCCGCGCUUGGUCGUGCUCAGCUCCGCCGAAGCCGAAGAAACUCCCUACUUCAGCGCCUCAAUCCCCUGGCCUAUCCGACCUAUACUGUUCGCGUCAAACUACCACAUCUACGUCGACCUGAUCGCCGCGGAGGUUUACCUCCACCAGGAACGCAAGUUUGAUGGAGAUGACUGGUUCGAGUUUACUAUGGUGAAGCCCGGCGGCCUAUCCCACGAUAUCUCACGUGGCGACGCCUUAAGUUUCGAUACGCAGCAGACGUUUCUUAGCUAUGUGGAUUUGGCGAAUGCAAUGGUGGAGGUGGCGAGUGGGGAUGAUGCUGAGUUUGGGAAGUAUAACGGAAGGGCGGUUAGUGUGGUGAGUCCGGGCGGGAAGGCGAAGGUUGAGUUGGGGAGUGGGCCGUUGUUGUUCAAGGGAUUGCUGGUUUAUGUGGUGCCGUGGCUGCAUGACUGGCUUUUCUGA
This is a messenger RNA of Cyphellophora attinorum, 918 nucleotides long. RefSeq names its product Averufin oxidase-like protein. The record is from RefSeq and is a predicted model, not a curated record. The coding region runs from base 1 to 918 and encodes 305 amino acids. Lineage: Eukaryota; Fungi; Ascomycota; Eurotiomycetes; Chaetothyriales; Cyphellophoraceae. The transcript has a single exon.